UUGCUACUUGUUACAGCUGUAUGCCUGUAUCCAUGGUCUCUCUCCUUGAAAUCCUCUUUUGAGUUGAGCCACAACUGAAACAAGCAGAUCGAACUCCCAAUUCACCACUUCUUCUUGUUGACUCUAGUCAAGAUCCAAUUUUGAUCCCAAAACACCACCACCACCACCAUGAGCGUCAUCGACCUUCUAACCCGAGUCGAUUCCAUUUGUAAAAAGUACGACAAAUACGACCUCGACAAGAACAAGGAUGCCAAUGUCACCGGCGACGAUGCUUUCGUCAGACUCUACGCCUCCGUUGACUCCGACAUUGAAAACCUACUUCAGAAAGCAGAAACCGCUUCCAAGGAGAAAGGGAAGGCAUCCGCUGUAGCGAUCAAUGCGGAGAUUCGUCGUACCAAGUCUCGGUUGUUGGAGGAAGUUCCCAAGUUGCAGAGGUUGGCUGUCAAAAAGGUAAAAGGGCUUUCGUCGCAAGAGUUUGCUGCCCGUAAUGAUCUGGUUCUUGCGUUGCCGGAAAGAAUCCAGGCUAUCCCAGAUGGAACUCCUGUUGCGCCGAAACAAACUGGUGGCUGGGCAGCUUCUUCUGCCUCACGCGCUGAAAUUAAAUUUGAUUCGGAUGGCCGAUUUGAUGAUGAAUACUUCAAAUCAACUGAGCAAUCAAGUCAAUUCAGACAGGAAUAUGAAAUGCGUAGAAUAAAACAGGAUCAAGGUUUGGAUAUGAUUGCAGAAGGAUUGGAUACUUUGAAAGACAUGGCACAUGAUAUGAAUGAGGAACUGGAUAGACAAGUUCCCUUGAUGGAUGAGAUCGACACCAAGGUGGACAGGGCAUCAUCUGAUCUUAAGAAUACUAAUGUUAGGCUUAAAGACACGGUGAAUCAGCUUCGAUCGAGUCGAAACUUCUGUAUUGAUAUUGUUUUGUUGAUUAUAAUUCUGGGAAUUGCUGCCUACUUAUACAAUGUGCUUAAAUGAUAUGAUACGCGAAGAAUAUCACUGUAUUUCUAUGGUGCCUGUAUUAACUUGAGAAUAUUGUGUUUGUUUUAUUUGAUUGUUUAAUUUUUAUCAUUGUGAAAAUAUCCGCCCCUCUUGAGAGAUAGACUGUCCCAAUGCCCAUUGCAAGCAUCCUGUGAAUGUUGUUGUGUUACACACCAUUAAUAUGUCAAAUAUCUGCGGCUCGUUUUAUGUA
Molecule: messenger RNA, 1180 nt
Organism: Vicia villosa (hairy vetch)
Lineage: Eukaryota; Viridiplantae; Streptophyta; Magnoliopsida; Fabales; Fabaceae
Product: syntaxin-71-like
Exons: 9
Coding region: 169-966 (265 amino acids)
Biological process (GO): intracellular protein transport; vesicle fusion
Cellular component (GO): SNARE complex; membrane; endomembrane system
Molecular function (GO): SNAP receptor activity; SNARE binding
Source: RefSeq, a predicted model, not a curated record